Messenger RNA from Cuscuta europaea, 3189 nucleotides. The record is from the annotation of a GenBank genome assembly. NCBI's taxonomy places the organism in Eukaryota, Viridiplantae, Streptophyta, Magnoliopsida, Solanales, Convolvulaceae.
UGGACGCUUGAGCUCCCUCCUACUGGACUGGACGGUGGGCUUCCCGCUAGGCUGGAGGAAGGCUUCUCACCGGGCUGGAGGCAGGCUCCCGGGUAGGCUGGAAGGCAUGCUCCCGGGUAGGCUGGAAGGCAGGCUCCCGGGUAGGCUGGAAGGCAGGCUCCCCGAUGGGCUGGAGGCAGGCUCCCACCUGGGCUGGACCGCAGGCUCCCAGUUGGGCUAGAUCGCAAGCUCCCAGCGGGGCUGGUGGUCGGUAGGCUCCUGGCUAGGCUGGAAGGCAGGCUCCCCACUGGGCUGGAAGGCGGGCUCCUCACUGGGCUGGUCGACAGGCUCUCUUGGGCUUCCACUCCUUGAUUGCCCUGAUUGGUUGGGCCGACUCGAGCUCUAGGUUGCUGGGCCCGCUGGUCCAAGUUCGGGGCCUGGGCCGAUUAGGCUCUGGGCCUGGUCCCAUAACCCUAUCACGAGUCCCCCACUCCCUUAAUCGAGUAGUAGACUCGGCUGAGAAGGAGUAGUUCGGGUCAGCUGCCUAUUAAAAAAUAUUCACAUAUCAGGGAGCCAUAAUUGUGGAUUCUGUCAAUCCCACAAUUUAUGGAGAUUUCCAAAUUUCGAAUAAGGCACCCAACUUUAAAAGACCCCAAAUUAAUUCCCUUAGCGUUCUAGCAUUCCAGCAGCAAGCUUUCUCCUAGACUUCAGGAUCCAGGUCAGCUUCAAAAAAUCCCUGAAAUUCAUUUUUAUUACUUCAUAAAUUAUUUUCGGACUUUAUUUUAUUUUUCCUUCCUUUUCUUUUCUUUCCUUUUCUUUUCUUUCCUUCUUUUUUCUUUCCUUUUCUUUUCUUUCCUUUCUUUUUUCUUUCCUCUCUCUCCUGGGACCUGCGUCCGUCUUCCCCGCGUCGCCCCAGCGCCGCAGUCAACCGGCCGACUGGGUUGACCGCCGUUUCCCUCGUGGCGGCUCUUGGGUCGGCCUCUGCUGCGCCAAGCGGCUGUCUCGCUCCACCCGCCGGUCGCCGACGUCCCCAGCAGUCCAGGCGUCUAGCGAAAUUGGCCGGCGGGUCUGAGAUCUUGUUGUGGCCGGCGCAAUCUUCAGGGAUGAGCGGCCUCCCCGGAGGCUGGUGGCCAGGCGGGCGGGCGACCAGGCGCUCUCAGGCCGGGCGCUGCCAGCCGUCGUUGGCUAAGAAGCCGAGCGGCCAAGUGGCGACACCGUCCCCUUUUUUGCCGGCUUAGCUGUCAAUUUGGUUGGACGCCGUGUGUGGUUCACCGAUUCCACAUGCCGGCCCCUGCCGCGCCCAAUGCCUGUCCUGCGUCACUCGCCGCCUGCGACACCGCCCCUGCAGUUCGGCGGGUCUAGCCGACAGGUCUGGUCCCCCAUGCUUGGCUGGCGCGGUUUCUAGAAUCCGGAGGCCACCCUAUUGUUCAUGCUAACAUGCGGGUGACCGGGUUCCAGGGGAAUUGGACCUCCGAAGUUUGUCUCCCAGGAUCUUCAUCCCGCAUCCCUUGGUGAAAAUUCUUGGAAAUUGAACUUAUCUCACGCUUUUUUUUUUCUUUUUUUUUGCAGAUCCGGUCUUCUCUUCCCAGUGUGAAAAAUGCAAGGCGAUGGGCGCUCUGCUUAUGAAAAUAACGGUCAUGUGGAUUUGGGAUUAUCGGCUGACAUCGAAGUAGAGCGUGGGGCAGCUGCGAGACCCAUGCGGGUCAGCCACGGCCCUCUGCCCCGUAUGCAUGCAGGUGCUACUACUGGGCGGCAAGCUGAUGCUCUCCCUGAGUUGGCUCCAGCUAGGCGGGUUGCUACUUCUGAGGGACGACCUCUCAAUGUUCCAGAUAGGGCAUGCAUCCGACCUGUGAACGUACCAGACUCAGAUGAUGAUUCCGAUACUCAGGCAGACCUGGAUUCCUGGUGGGACCUUGAUAGCAGCGGAAUACCGGGCCUCCCUUCUCGCGUCACGGAGGAUGACCUUAUCAUGGCAUGUGGUUUGAUUGGUAAUAAUUGUUUGUUGGAAACUCCGGGAGUUACUGACAUAUUGAGCAAUCCACCAACCCCAUAUUUCGGGGUCCAUAUCCGCUCUCUGGAGUUAGGGAUGGCUGUGCCACUGCAUCCCUUCCUGAUUCGGUUCCUUCACUUCUUGGGUGUGGCACCGGGUCAAUUGGCUCCGACGGCUCAUAUGUUCGUUGCAGCUUUCGUGUCGCGAUGUGAGGGUGUGGGCCUCACACCCACGAUUGAUUUGUUUUUCAGCUGUUUCCAGUGGUGUGCUUCUAGCUUUUUCACCCCAGUCUCCCAGAGGUCAGUGAGCAAACUGUUUCGGUCGGGUUACCCCGCUUCAGGCAAGGGGUGGAAGAAGAGAUGGAUCUGGGUGUCUGACCCCGAUCUCCCGUCACCUCCGUUUCAGUGGGGUGAGCGGGUUCGGAAGUGUGACCGGGUCGCGCUCUCCCCUGGUCUCAAGUCCUCCAUCGAGAUAUUGUCCGCAGGCGGUCCCCACUCCAUCAACUCAUAUUUAGGUGAUUGUCGUCUCCCUGGUCUAUGUUUGCUACUUUGUAUUUUAUUCUGCUUAUCCUCACAUUUUCCUUCCGCAGCUGUGCCUGAGAAGCUCGUUGUUGAGGCGGAAUCCGAUGAAGAGGAGGAGCCUCAACGAGUCAUCGUUCCUGUGGCAGCAACAGCUGCAGAGGGGAAAGGGCACGAAGCCCCCCCUCCAAGAAGGAUGAGAGUUACCUUCGGGCCUCGGCCAACUACGCCAGUGCAGGAGAAGCACAAGGGCGGACUCGUCGAUCUGCUAGUCAAAUUGGAUGGGUCCGAUGAGGAGGAGGAGGAGGAGGAGCCCUGCCCCGCCGUUGCUGAUGUGGCCCCCAAGACGGUUGCGGGGAAAGAGCGCGGAGCCUCCUCCCCGGGCCGAGGGGAACGAGCCUCGAAGAAGGCCAAGGUCGCCCCCAAGUUUCCUUCCGCUGAGCAGGUACAUGAGGGUGCAGAUGAGAGGAUGGCCGAACGGAGCAGCCAUGACACCCAGCAUACAGUUACUUACGCCUUCCCAUCUUCGAGUGCCUCGAUUGUGCAUGAAGGCUUCCCGGUCGUGGAUUAUGCUUCAUCAAUCCUCCCACCAGGCGACCUCACCUGUACGACUUCCCAAGAGUUUCAUCCCCUCUUGGAGGGUUCUAUCCGGUCACAUAUCGAGGUAGGUUGAUCACGUUUUGGUGUGGAUUGUGUUUAUCC